GCGGUCCGAGAGUGGCAGGUGUCUUCGCCGCUGCUGGAACAUGCGUGUCUGUGUCUGACAGCGAGUGUGUGUGUGUGUGUGUGUGUGGUUGAGACUGUGUGUUUUGUUCCUCAGACGUCUGAGACAUGGCGUGUCUGCUGCGCUGCGUGACGUGCUGCUCUGUGCAGCGGCCGGGGAGACGAUUCUUCCAGACCUUCCCUGUUCUAUAUGAUCAACAGGCUCUUAAAGGUGUGCGAUAUAAAGACGUGCUGGUGGGCAUUCCUAAAGAGAUCUAUCAGAAUGAGCGGCGGGUGGCCGUGUCGCCCGCGGGUGUGGAGAUGCUGGUCAGACAGGGCUUCAGGGUGCAGGUGGAAUCCAGCGCCGGACGCGAAGCUAAGUUCUCUGACGAUCAGUACCAGGCCGCCGGAGCCCAGAUCACCGACACCAAGGGAGCGUUUGGAUCAGAUCUGGUCCUGAAGGUUCGAGGGCCGGUGUUUAACGAGGGUUUACGAGUGCAUGAAGCAGACCUCCUGAAGCCCAGAGCCACAAUGGUUAGCUUCAUCUACCCGGCGCAGAACCCCGAGCUGAUGGACAGGCUGAGCACACAGCAGUGUACGGUGCUGGCGAUGGACCAGGUGCCACGCGUCACCAUCGCACAGGGAUACGACGCACUCAGCUCCAUGGCCAACAUCGCCGGGUACAAGGCCGUGGUUCUCGCAGCCAAUCACUUCGGAAGGUUCUUCACUGGGCAGAUCACAGCGGCAGGAAAAGUUCCUCCGGCGAAGGUGCUGGUUAUCGGUGGCGGCGUCGCAGGUCUGGCUGCGGCUGGAGCUGCUAAAUCAAUGGGUGCCAUAGUCAGAGGAUUCGACACCAGACCCGCAGCACUGGAGCAGUUCAAGUCGUUCGGAGCGGAGCCGCUGGAGAUACACAUCGCAGAGUCGGGCGAAGGCCUCGGAGGAUAUGCCAAAGAAAUGUCUAAAGAGUUCCUGGAGGCCGAGAUGAGUCUGUUUGCCAAACAGUGCAAGGACGUCGACAUCGUCAUCAGCACGGCUCUGAUUCCUGGUAAAAGAGCUCCAGUGCUGAUCAAGCGUGAGAUGGUGGAGAGCAUGCGUGACGGGUCGGUGGUGGUGGAUCUGGCGGCGGAGGCCGGAGGAAACAUCGAGACCACUAAACCCGGAGAGCUGUACGUCCAUAAGGGCGUGACACACAUCGGCUACACGGAUCUGCCCAGCCGGAUGCCCACGCAGGCCAGCACGCUCUACUCCAACAACAUCAUCAAGCUGCUGAAGGCCAUCAGCCCCGACAAAGAGCUCUUCCAGUUUGAGCCCUGCGAUGAGUUUGAUUACGGCACGCUGGAUCACGUGAUCAGAGGGACGAUGGUGAUGAAGCAAGGUAAGAAUCUUUUUCCCGCGCCGCUACCGAAAACCACCCCGCCGCCGCCACCCGCCAAGCUGAAGAGCGUCGCCGAGCUGGAGGCGGAGAAACAGGCCGAAAUAUCCCCGUUUAGACAGACCAUGACAUCAGCAGGAGUCUAUACAGCAGGUCUCUCGACCGUGCUGGGUUUGGGUAUCGCCUCUCCUAAUGCUGCCUUCACUCAGAUGGUGACGACCUUUGGCCUCGCUGGAAUUGUGGGAUAUCACACGGUGUGGGGUGUGACUCCGGCGCUGCACUCUCCGCUGAUGUCAGUGACCAACGCCAUCUCAGGUGAGGCUCACGCAGAUACACCUGAACAUAUGAGUGUGUGUUGUGUGUGCUCCAUCAACAUCGCAGGUGGGUUCCUGAUCACACAGAGGAUGCUGGACAUGUUUAAGAGGCCCACGGACCCUCCGGAGCACAACUACCUCUACUCUCUGCCUGGCCUGGUGUUUGUGGGCGGAUACGGGGCGUCUCUGGCCGGAGGAUACAGCAUCGAGCAGAUGAUGUAUCUGGGCUCGGGUCUGUGUUGUGUCGGCGCUCUGGCUGGACUCUCGGCUCAGCGCACCAGUCGUCUGGGUAAUGCGCUGGGAAUGAUCGGGGUGGCAGGAGGAAUCACAGCUACGCUGGGCGCUCUGAAGCCCUCGCCUGAGCUCCUGUCGCAGAUGUCGCUCGCCAUGGCAACAGGUGGAACUCUGGGUCUGACCAUCGCCAAGCGCAUCGAGAUCUCAGAUCUGCCUCAGCUGGUCGCUGCAUUCCACAGUCUGGUGGGUCUGGCAGCGGUUCUCACCUGCGUCGCCGAGUUCAUGAUCGAGCAGCCGCACCUGGACGCUCAUCCGGCCGCCAGCGUGCUGAAGAUCGUGGCGUAUCUGGGCACCUACAUCGGCGGAGUGACCUUCAGCGGCUCUCUGGUCGCCUACGGAAAGUUACAAGGUUUGUUGGACUCGGCUCCUCUGCUGCUGCCGGGCCGUCACAUGCUGAACGCAGGUCUGAUGGCGGCGUCGGUGGGCGGGAUGGUGCCCUUCAUGCUGAGUGACAGCUUUAACACGGGCAUGGGCUGCUUGCUGGGCAUCUCCGGCCUCUCCACCAUCAUGCUGCUGGACAACAACCUCAUGACCAUCGUGGGUGCUCUGAUCGGCUCGUCCGGUGCCAUCCUGUCCUACAUCAUGUGUGUGGUGAGUGAACGCGAGCACUUUGAGAAAUCUGAACCCGAGAGAACCCUGAAACACGGGCCACACGUGUGUGCGUGUCUCGUCUCCACACGCGAUCGUCCUGUUGGGAGACAUCUGGAGUUCAGGAAACUCUGCAAUCUGAAUGCAAUCAAACGGAGUUCCCUGAGAGUCAGCACACACGCGGCCCAUGACACAACUCUCCACGCUCCUCCAGACAUUAGCAGCAAACAUGAAGCAAAUAUGGAUCUUGACUUUAGGGGAUUCCUCGCUGACCUCACAGCGCCUGAGGUUCUCAGAAAACACACAGGAUUAAUAACUAACAUGAAUCUGUGUGUGUGUGUGUGUGUGUGUGUGUGUGUGUGUUUUCUCUGCGCAGGCUGGGGUCUGUGUGCGGCCAAGGCUCAGUAUCCCAUCGCUGACAUGGUGAAGAUGUUGAGAGAGCAGGGCAAGACUGUGAGGUUCGGGAUUCACCCGGUGGCGGGCCGCAUGCCUGGACAGCUCAAUGUGCUUCUGGCCGAAGCUGGCGUCCCGUACGACGUCGUUCUAGAGAUGGACGAGAUCAACGAGGAUUUCCCAGAAACCGACCUGGCGCUCGUGAUCGGAGCCAACGACACGGUCAACUCAGCCGCGCAGGAGGAUCCCAACUCCAUCAUCGCCGGGAUGCCUGUGCUGGAAGUCUGGAAGUCCAAACAGGUGAUCGUGAUGAAGCGUACUCUGGGUGUGGGAUACGCAGCGGUGGACAAUCCCAUCUUCUACAAGCCCAACACUGCUAUGCUGCUGGGAGACGCCAAGAAGACCUGCGACAGUUUACAGGCCAAAAUCAGAGAGGCCUACUACUAACACACAGCUCCAGACACAUGCACAAGAACACGCUUUAUUACACAUUAAAGUGCCUUAAAAACAAGAAGCCAAUCAGCGAAUGCAUGCAGCUUUGACUUGUAAAUAAAAGUAUUUAAAUCUCACGAUUCAGCUUUCAAAUAAACCAGACGUGACUGAGGUUUUGAAACUUUCCCAGCAGCGUGUUUGGCUUUGCUGAUCAGUUUCUGCAGGAAUGAGAAGAAGAGCAGCUCUAUUGUGGCCAGGUACGUGUCUGAUGCUGCCAAAAACAGGUUCUUGUGCUCUUCAGCUCCACGUUUGGUAAAGCUGUGGAGAAAUAACAUCCAUAACAACUGAAGGAAUCACCAAAAACCCCACAAAAAUCUACAAUAA
Sinocyclocheilus anshuiensis is the source of this 3773-nucleotide messenger RNA. Its product is annotated as NAD(P) transhydrogenase, mitochondrial-like. Gene Ontology annotation, molecular function: NADP binding; oxidoreductase activity. Gene Ontology annotation, cellular component: mitochondrial inner membrane. Gene Ontology annotation, biological process: NADPH regeneration; proton transmembrane transport. The record is from RefSeq and is a predicted model, not a curated record. Bases 126 to 3404 code for a protein of 1092 amino acids. Lineage: Eukaryota; Metazoa; Chordata; Actinopteri; Cypriniformes; Cyprinidae. The transcript is spliced from 19 exons.